Messenger RNA from Acanthosepion pharaonis, 2130 nucleotides. NCBI's taxonomy places the organism in Eukaryota, Metazoa, Mollusca, Cephalopoda, Sepiida, Sepiidae. The record is from the annotation of a GenBank genome assembly.
AUGCUACCCAUCAUUUUCUCAAACGCAUCGGUUACCAGAUGUUUUACCCUGCUCCUAUUCCCCUCCAAAUUUCUCGUCAUUGUGAUGUUUCUUUUUUUUUUUCAUUAUUUGCUUUUAUUCCUUCCAGCUUUCUUCUUUUUCUUCCGAUUUUUUUUCUUUUCCUUCCUAGUUUAUAAUUUUCUUUUUUAUUUGCUAAUUUUCAUUAUUAUUUUUUUUCCUUUUUUUUUUAAUUCUUCUUUUCUUUUACUAGUUUCUUCUUGUUUCUUCUUUUCCUUCAUUAUUUUCUUCAUUUCCCUCGUACUUUCUUCUUUUUCUUUAUAUUUUCUACUUUUUCUUAUUCUCUUCUUUUCCAUCUUAUUUUCUUCUUUUCCUUCCUAUUUUCUAUCAUUCUCCCCAUUUCUUUUUUCAUUCCGAAUUUCUGUUUUUAUUUCGUGUUUCUUUCUUUUUUCCUUUCCUAGAUUCUUUUUUCUUCUGUUCCUUCUUUAUUUUCUCGUUUCCUUCCUAUAUUUUUUUCUUUUUCUUUCCGUUUUCUUCUUCUACUUGCGAUUUUCUUCUUUUCCUUCUCAUGUGCUUCUUUUGCUUCCUAGUUUCUUCUUUUCCUUUCAGGUUUUUCACUUUUCCUUCCUAUUUCUUCAUUUAUUUUCUAUUUCCUUAUUUUAUUCCUACUUUCUUCUUUUUCUUUUUCUACUUUCUCCUUAUUACUUCUUUUCCUUCUUUAUUUUUUCUUUCUUUUCUACUUUCGUUUUUUUCUUUCUAUUUUUUUACUUUUCCUUACUUUUUCUUUCUUUUCUUAAUAUUUUCUUCUUUUCCUUCCUAAUUUCUAAAUUUACUUCCGGUUUUCUUCUUUCCUUUCCUCGUUUUUUUCUUUUUCUAAUACGUGUUUCUUCACUUCCUUCCUAUUUUUUGUUUUUCUUCCUAUUUUUUAAUUCUCUUUAUUAUUUUAUUCUCUUCAUGAUUAUUUCUUUUUUUUUCCUUCCUAUUUCUACUUUUCUUUUCCUACUUUCUCCUUGUUACGUCUUUUCUUUAUUUAUUUUCGUAAUUUCCUUCCUAUUGUCUACUUUUUACUAUUUUUUCUUUUCUUUCCUAUUUUCUUCUUUUACUACUAACUUUCCUCUUUCCUUUCCUAGAUUCCUCUUUAUUCUUUUUUUCUUACUCUUGUUUCUUCUUUUCCUUCAUUUUCUUACGUUUUCUUCUUUUUCAUUCUAUUACUUCUUUUCCUUCCUAUUUUCUUCUUUUCAUCCCUACUUUCGUUUUUCAUUCCUAGUUACUUCUUUUACUACUGAUUUUUUCUUUCUUAUUCCUUCUGGUUUCUUUGUAUUUUGUUUUCAUUCUAUUUUCUUCUUUUCCAUCCUAUUUUCUUCCUUUCCUUCCAAUUUUCUCCCCCUCAUUUCUAGUUUCAUAUUUUCUUCUUUUCCUAAAACAUUUCUUCUUAUUUCUUCUUUUCAUUCUUUAUUUUCUUCAUUUCCCUGCAAUGUUCUCCUUUUUUUCCUAGCUUAUACUUUUCCUUCGUAUUUCUUCUUUUCUUCCUAUUUUCUUCUUUCCCUCUUAUUUGCUUCUUUUCCUUUCAAUUUUCUUAUUUUCCUUCAUCUUUUAAUCUUUUUCCUUCCUUUUUCUUAUUUUCCUUCUUAUUUGCUUCUUUUCCUUCCUAUUUUCUUAUUUUACUUUCCAGUUUCUUCUUUAACUUCGUAUUCGCUCCUUUUUCUUUCCUAUUUUUUAUUCUCCUUCCUUUGUUUCUUUGUUUUCUUUCUAUUUUCUUCUUUUCCCUCUUAUUUUCUCUCUCUACUUUAUAGAUUGCUAGAUUCUUCUUUUCUUUUCUAUUUUCUUCUUUUUCUUUUUGGUGUAGUCUUUCACUUUGUAGUUCCUAGUUUUUUAUUUUCCUUCUUUUUUUUCUCUUUUUCUAAAUGCUUCUUGUAUUCUAUCUUUUCUUUCUUUCUUUCUUUCUUUUCUUUCUUUUUUCUUUCUUUCUACGUUUACUUCCUUUUUUUCUUUUCCUUCUUGUCUUCUGGUUUUCCUUCCAAGAUUCUUGCUUUUCUUCUCAGGUUCGUCACUGUCCUCUUAGUUCUUUCUAUUCCUUCCUAUUUUUCAUUUUUUUACUUCGUUUCCAUUUUAACUUCUUCUCUUCCUUCUUAA